AUGUGGAACCCUGGAAAUAAGCCAGUUCCCCAGGAGUUCAUCGAUGUCCUUCUCGACGAAGAAGAACUGGAUAUCGAUGAAGACCAUGGGGAACUGGUAGAAGAAUAUGAUGCAGAGGAGAUACUUAAUAUUCCUGUGGAUACAAAGAGAGCCAGUGGGUCUCCGCAAUGCCCAACAGUAGAGAUGUCUGGAGAAGUACAUGUACUUGAUGUGCCUGCUCCAGAGCCUGCUCCAGAGGUGCCUGGAGAAGUGCAUGUACUUGAUGUGCCUGCAAGCUUCCAGAGGUGCCUGGAGAAGUGCAUGUACUUGAUGUGCCUGCUCCAGAGGUGCCUGGAGAAGUGCAUGUACUUAAUGUGCCUGCUCCAGAGUCUGCUCCAGGCCCCGUACCCCGCUUCAGGGUGGAAGUGA
Parnassius apollo (apollo) is the source of this 408-nucleotide messenger RNA. The record is from the annotation of a GenBank genome assembly. NCBI's taxonomy places the organism in Eukaryota, Metazoa, Arthropoda, Insecta, Lepidoptera, Papilionidae.